AAGUGGAGUGUGGAGCCGCGCUGCGUGCUGUCAGUCUCUGUGGCUGCGAACCCAGUGGUCGUGGGACCCGUCCAGGCAGCGCGGGCUGUCCCGGUCCCCUCGGGCUGCGCGAUCCGGAGAACACAAUGGACAGCAAUGAGUUAAUUGAAUACUUUAAGUCUCAGAUGAAAGAAAAUCCUGACAUGGCCUCAGCAGUAGCUGCCAUCCGGACUUUGCUGGAGUUCUUGAAGAGAGAUCAAGGGGGGACGAUCCAGGGCCUGCGAGCGAGUCUCACCUGUGCCAUAGAAACCCUGUGUGACGUGGACUCCUCCGUGGCCGUGUCCUCCGGCGGGAAGCUCUUCCUGCGCUUCAUCAGCCUGACUUCCCUGGAAUACUCUGAUUACUCUAAAUGUAAAAAGAUCAUGAUUGAGCGGGGAGAACUUUUUCUCAGGAGAACAUCCCAAUCGAGAAAUAAAAUUGCAGAUCUGUGCCAUACUUUCAUCAAAGAUGGGGCGAAAAUAUUAACUCACGCCUACUCCAGAGUGGUCCUGAGAGUUUUGGAGGCAGCAGUGGUGGCCAAGAAGCGUUUCAGUGUGUACAUCACAGAGUCACAGCCUGACUUAUCGGGUAAGAAAAUGGCCAGAGCUCUCUACCACCUCAACGUCCCUGUCACCGUGGUCCUGGAUGCUGCUGUUGGCUAUAUCAUGGAGAAAGUGGAUCUUGUCAUAGUUGGUGCUGAAGGAGUUGUUGAAAAUGGGGGCAUUAUCAACAAGAUUGGAACCAACCAGAUGGCCGUGUGCGCCAAAGCCCAGAACAAGCCUUUUUAUGUCGUUGCAGAAAGUUUCAAGUUUGUACGACUCUUCCCACUAAACCAGCAGGAUGUCCCAAAUAAGUUUAAGUAUAAGGCAGAUACCCUGAAGACUAUGCAGACCAAACAGGAUCUCAAAGAGGAGCACCCAUGGGUCGACUACACCUCCCCUUCCUUAAUAACACUGCUGUUUACAGACCUGGGGGUGUUGACGCCCUCAGCAGUCAGUGACGAGCUCAUCAAGCUGUAUCUGUAGCCACUGGAUCCCUUCCUGCGGGCGCACAGCUGUUGCACAUGGGGCAGGGUGAGUAGCCUCUUGACCCCUCCGUGAGCCAGGCCAUACUAAAUUUUUUUUUUCUUUAAAGCUUCUAUUUUUAAGUAAUCUCUACCGUAAGUGGGGCUCGAACUCACAACCCUGAGAUCAAGAGUCCCAUGCUCCACUGACUGAGCCAGCCAGAUGCCCCUAAAACUGAAUUUUUUUUUUUUAAUGAAGACUUAGGGACGAAGGACUUAAACCUUAAGACUUGGAAAAUUUUUUUUAUCCAUUUCAGCCCCACCUAAAAUGUGUUCAUGGUUUCCCUAAAACCCAACCUGAAUUGCGUUUAUGGUUUCUAGACACUUUCCAGUUUCCAGAAAUACAAGUUAGAUUAUUGGCUACUUAACCAAUGAAAGCCAUGCCCAAGCCCACCUCCCUUCUUCCCUGCACUCCAGACUGAUUUGCCAAAAGCAUCGAUUAAAGAGAUGCAGGCCUGCAAAAGCAGGCAUUCCUACCUGCAGCCAGGCGCCCCUGCAGGAACCAACAGGCGCCCAGGACACGUUACAAACGGUGCCUUAUGAGAGGCUGGAAACCCGGAUUGAAGUCACAUCAGGCUUCCAGUGGUGACCACGAGCCUGGGGCCGCCAUCCCCUCCUCGAGAUUGGGACAGACUGGACCGGAAACCACCCAGAAAACCCAAGGAAGGUAGAAACAACAUUUAGCAGGAGUAGCCUCCGUGGCUCACACAUACGAAGACCUUCCAGAACAUCUGUAAACUUGAAAGUCUGCAUCUGUGGAAGAUGUGAAUUUCCUUUAAACGUGUUUGAUCCCUGAACAGCUUUUUAAAAAUUGUACUUGGGGACAAACUCAGCCAUCUUUUCAAAUAAAUUAC
Messenger RNA from Neomonachus schauinslandi (Hawaiian monk seal), 1935 nucleotides. It is a transcript of the gene EIF2B1, whose product is annotated as eukaryotic translation initiation factor 2B subunit alpha. Gene Ontology annotation, cellular component: eukaryotic translation initiation factor 2B complex. Bases 126 to 1043 code for a protein of 305 amino acids. The record is from RefSeq and is a predicted model, not a curated record. Gene Ontology annotation, biological process: translational initiation. Gene Ontology annotation, molecular function: guanyl-nucleotide exchange factor activity; translation initiation factor activity. The transcript is spliced from 9 exons. Lineage: Eukaryota; Metazoa; Chordata; Mammalia; Carnivora; Phocidae.